ACAACCGGUGCCCGCCACGCUGUCUUAUUUAUUUUUCAUUGAUUGGAGGUAUCUUCUAUUACUUUCGCAAGUACCACCCAUGAAUUUAAUCAACGUCAAGCGAAUCAUCCUGAUUACGAAAAUCAGUUAGUCAACAGUUCUCUUCAUCUUAUCAAAGUUAAGCGUUACAAAGUUGAAGGCGGAUUGGGAAAGUGCAGAGACUAUAAACACAAGCAAUUAAAAGGCGACCAGAACUUAAGAUGUUCGCUCGAAAAUUACUUGUAAGGUGUUAUUGCAGCACUAAAAACGGCAACAAGCCUCCAGUACCACAUUUUACUGCUGCCGGAAGUCAUAGAUCGCCGUGGAAGAUCUUGAAGGACGAAUUUAAAUCGAUUAAAGAUGGUAAUUUGGAAAUGCCAGAGCAGAAAGUACCCCGAGAAUCUGAUAUUGUUAUCAUUGGGGGUGGGCUUAUGGGAUCGUCUGUGGCUUAUUGGCUCAAACAAAGAAAUCCGAAAGCCUAUGAAAUUACUGUUGUUGAAAGAGAUCCAUCGUACACGAGAGCUGCCAGUGCGUUGUCCUGUGGGGGACUACGUCACCAGUUUUCUUUACCCGAGAAUGUGAAGCUUUCAAUGUUUACUUCACAAUUCCUUCGAAAUAUCAAGCAAUAUUUAAGUGUUUUAGAUAUGGACCCUCCUGAUGUUCAGUUCAAUCAUCAGGGAUAUUUAUUCUUGGCCACACCUGCUGGAUCAGAACAACUUGCAAAGAAUGUCAAAAUGCAGAGAGAAAAUGGUGCCAAAAUUGAACUACUGAGUCGUGAUCUUCUGGCCAAAAAAUUUCCUUGGCUGAAUGUAAAUGGAAUUGAACUGGCCUCAUAUGGACUUGAAGGUGAAGGUUGGUUUGAUUCAUGGACUCUAAUACGAGCUCUGAAACAAAAAAAUUUGUCUCUUGGUGUAAGAUAUGUCACUGGUGAAGCAGUUGGAUUUGAUCUGACAUCAUAUGUUGAACAUAGCAGUGAAGGUCUUGUAACAAAAAAUAAGUUAGACUGUGUACAGAUAAAAUGUGAUGAUGGAAUUUACCACACAAAGUUUGCCAUUGUGGUUAACUGUGCUGGACCUUGGGCUGGAGAGGUGGCAGAAAUGGCAGGGAUCGGACAUGGUAAAGGCCUUUUGUCUCUGCCUUUGCCUGUGGAACCCAGAAAACGCUAUGUUUAUGUAGUCCACUGUCCAAAAGGCCCCGGUGUUGAUUCUCCAUUUGUCAUAGAUCCAACCAAAAUGUAUUUUCGACGAGAAGGAUUUGGUGGACAUUAUAUUUGUGGAAUGUCGCCAACAGAAGUGAGUUCAUUUGUAAUACACUAUAAAAGAGAGAUUGUGAAAAGCGCUUGGGCUGGUUUCUAUGAUUACAAUUACGCUGACCAAAAUUUAAUUAUUGGAAAUCACCCUUACCACAGGAAUAUGUUUUUCGCCAAUGGUCUUAGUGGCCAUGGCAUUCAGCAUGCCCCUGCCAUUGGUCGUGCCAUUAUGGAAUGCAUCAUUGAUGGCAAGUUUGAAACUAUAGAUUUAUCCAGAUUUACAUUUGAAAGACUGUUGGAUGAUGAACUUAUAUUUGAACAAGGAAUUGUUUAACAAAGAAGAGUUCCUCUUCCAAACACACACAUAACCAUCAGAGAGAGAGAGAGAGAGAGACAAUGAAAUAAAGAAAAUCGCAUGUUUUAUUUAUAACAAAUUU
Molecule: messenger RNA, 1704 nt
Organism: Octopus bimaculoides (California two-spot octopus)
Lineage: Eukaryota; Metazoa; Mollusca; Cephalopoda; Octopoda; Octopodidae
Product: FAD-dependent oxidoreductase domain-containing protein 1
Biological process (GO): mitochondrial respiratory chain complex I assembly
Cellular component (GO): cytoplasm
Source: RefSeq, a predicted model, not a curated record